Molecule: messenger RNA, 977 nt
Organism: Phytophthora sojae
Lineage: Eukaryota; Oomycota; Peronosporomycetes; Peronosporales; Peronosporaceae
Exons: 3
Coding region: 74-754 (226 amino acids)
Biological process (GO): proton transmembrane transport
Cellular component (GO): proton-transporting two-sector ATPase complex, catalytic domain
Molecular function (GO): proton-transporting ATPase activity, rotational mechanism
Source: RefSeq, a predicted model, not a curated record
AGCGGUAGUGUGAGCGACGUCAGUGGAGUGUGGAGAGUGCAAGAGGAGAGCGCCCCCCAAGCCGAGAGCCAAGAUGAACGCGUCCGAUGCCGACCGCCAGAUCAAGCAGAUGGUGAAUUUCAUUCUCCAGGAGGCGCAGGAGAAGGCCAACGAGAUCCGCAUCAAGACGGAGCACGACUUCAACCUGGAGAAGCAGAUGCUGGUGCACAACGCCAAGAUCAAGAUCCAGGAGGAGUACACGCGCAAGGAGAAGGAGCGCGAGAUCAACAAGCGCAUUGCGCGCUCCGCGGAGAUCGGCGCCUCGCGACGACAGAAGAUGAUCGCGCGUGACGAGCUGCUCAAGACCCUGAUCGUGGAGGGCCAGGCCCAGCUGCGGAACUACACGACGGCCGACGACAAGAACAAGGUGCUGCUGCGCGACCUGAUCGUGCAGGGCCUGAUCAAGCUCUUCGAGCCGGAGGUGGUGGUCGCCGUGCGCGCCAAGGACGUGCGUCUCGCCGAGGCCGUGCUCAAGGAGGCCACGGACAAGUACAUCGCCAUCGUCAAGAAGGAGGCCAACGUGGACGUGAGCAAGGUCAAGGUCACGCUCAACAAGGCCGCGGACGGCAUGCUGCCCGACUCCAAGGCCGGCGGUAUCGUGCUGUACGCCAAGCAGGGCAAGAUCGUGUGCGACAACACGCUGGACACGCGCCUGGACCAGAUCUACUACGACCUCAAGCCCACGGUCCGCAAGAUGUUGUUCCCGACUCCUUAGAGCGGGAGGGACUCCGGCUAAGCAAUUGACUCUCGCAGUGACGGAAGGGGGAGGAGAUGAUGCGCCCAAUUCGACGUGGCGUUGUGAUGCUGCGGAGGAGACGACCGACGCAGCAUGGCGACGCAAUCGAGCACCAAGGCCUAGCUAGGUUUUGUGUCUACUUACCUUACACAGCACAAUUACAACGGUGUUGAAGUGUUUGGAAAAGUGUGCUUUGCCAACG